Molecule: messenger RNA, 1899 nt
Organism: Plasmodium gallinaceum
Lineage: Eukaryota; Apicomplexa; Aconoidasida; Haemosporida; Plasmodiidae
Gene: DBR1
Product: RNA lariat debranching enzyme, putative
Exons: 1
Coding region: 1-1899 (632 amino acids)
Biological process (GO): mRNA splicing, via spliceosome
Cellular component (GO): nucleus
Molecular function (GO): RNA lariat debranching enzyme activity
Source: RefSeq, a predicted model, not a curated record
AUGAUUAUAGCAAUUGUAGGAUGUACUCAUGGAGAAUUGAAUUUAAUUUAUUCAUCACUUAGCAAAAUAGAAGAAGAAAAUAAUUUCAAAGUGGAUUUAUUAAUUUGUUGUGGUGAUUUUGAAUGUGUAAGAAAUAGUGUAGAUAAUGAAUGUUUAAAUGUCCCAAAUAAAUAUAAAAAAGAAGAAAAUGAUUUUAAAGAUUACUAUACAGGAAAAAAAAAAGCAAAAGUGUUAACUGUAUUUGUUGGUGGAAACCAUGAAGCUAUGAAUGUAUUAAAACAAUUAUAUUAUGGUGGAUGGGUAGCACCUAAUAUUUAUUUUUUAGGAUAUUCUAAUGUUCAUAAUAUAAACAAUUUAAGAAUAGGGAAUCUUAGUGGAAUAUAUAAAAAAUAUAAUUAUUAUAAAAAAUAUUGUGAAUGGUAUCCAUAUAAUGAGCUAACUAAAGUAAGUGCUUAUCAUAUCCGUAAAUACGAAAUAGAAAAAUUAAAAUUAAUAAAAGAAAAAAUGGAUAUUGUGAUUACACAUGAUUGGCCCAAUAAUAUAGAAAAACAUGGAGAUAUUAAUGAUCUUCUAAGAAGGAAAUAUCAUUUUCAAUCUGACAUUUAUAAUAAUACCUUAGGUAAUCCGCAUACAGAAAUUUUACUAAAUAAAUUAAAACCACAAUUUUGGUUCGCUUCUCAUUUACAUGUUAAAUAUUCUGCUAUCUAUUUACACAAUGAUCAAACUAAUUAUACAAGAUUUCUUUCUUUAGAUAAAGCACAACCACAUAAGCAUUUUUUGCAAAUUUUAAAUAUUGAAAAAAAAAAUGAUAUUUUACAUCUUAAUUUUAAUCAUUUGUCUAAUCUUAAUACUAAUAAUCAAAGUGUUAAAAACGAUACUUUUUACGAUCAACAUGAUAAAAAUUCAGAAAAUCAACAAAUUUCACAUAAAGAAGAUUCACUAUUAGAUAAAAAUGAAAACAUAGAAUUGAAUAAUGAGAAUAGUCUUAUUAAUACUAAUAAUAAUUAUGAAAUAAUGUCAAAAGAAGAUAAAGAUAAUUUUCAAGAAAAAAAGUUAAACGAAAAUGAAAAUCCUAAUUAUGAAGAAGAACAAUUAAUAAAAAAUAAAGAAAAUGAAAUAAAAGGUGAAAUAAAAGAAGAAAAAGAGGAAAUUGAAAUAAAAGGAAAAAAUGAAAUAGAAAUAAUAAAAGAAGAUGAAGAAAAAGCACAAGUAGAAGAAGAAAAAGAAAAAGAUGAAGAUAAAUUUGUAGAACAGAAAACAACAAAAAAAGAGCAAGAACAAAAAGAAGAACAAAAAGAAGAACAAGAACAAAAACAAGAACAAGAAAAUGAAAAUGAAAAUGAAAUAAAAAAGGAAAAAGAGGAAACUGAAGAGAAAGUAGUAAAUUCUACAAAAAAUUGUGAAAAUAUAGAUUUUAAUAAUAAUAUAGAAAACAAGAUUAAAAGUGAAGAUUUUAAGAAUGAGGAAUCAGUAGAAUAUAACAUUAAUAAAGAUAAAAAAUGUUAUAUAUGUUACGACUUAGAAUGGCUUGCUAUUUUAAAAGCAAAUCAUCAUUUUAUUUCAGUUAGUAGUUCUAAAGAUUAUAAUUUAGAAGACCUGAAAUAUCCAACAAAAGAAGAUUUUCAAUUUGUUGAAGAUAAACUAAAGAACAUAGAUAAAAUAACAAUUGAUAAUAAGGAUUAUUUUUUAGUUCAUGGAUAUAACAAACCCAAUUAUAAAAAUUUAUAUGAACAACGACAACUUUUUUUAAAACGAUUUGAAUUGGAAGAGUUAAAUAUUUACAAUGAAUGCGAAUUUAAUUUUUUUAACGAAGAAAUAAAAUCUCUAGAAUCAACAGAAAACGUUGAAAAUUUAAAUGAACAAAAUGAAGUUUGCGUAAGUUUGGAUAAUCAAUCAUAG